Molecule: messenger RNA, 5790 nt
Organism: Suillus plorans
Lineage: Eukaryota; Fungi; Basidiomycota; Agaricomycetes; Boletales; Suillaceae
Exons: 27
Coding region: 1-5688 (1895 amino acids)
Molecular function (GO): hydrolase activity; ATP binding; protein binding
Source: RefSeq, a predicted model, not a curated record
AUGAAGGCUGCGCUUUACUUUGAGAACGCGGACGGGUUCGGAGAGUGGCGAAUCCUCAUAUCUACGGAAGCCUACAAAAAUUUGCGUGAGUUACGUAAAUCAGAAAAGAAGACAUUCAAGAUCAUCGUCGGGAAGAUCAAACAACUAUCGAAUGGUUAUUUUUCAGAUGAUAAUCACAAGCGACUUAACGGACCAGAUGCAGGCAUACCCAUCUACGAUGCCAAGAUGACAAAGGACUUACGAUUAGUAUACCAGAUUGAUUGUGUCCCUGACCAGGAUGGAAAGGUACUAAUCAAGGUAUACGGCAUUUAUACGCAUGCACAACUUGGCAAAGUAUGGGAUGCCUUGGGUAACCAUCUCGCACGCAAGGGCAGAGAAUAUCGUAGAAGGUGUAUCUUUCGGAAUAGACCUGUCCUUUCUAAAGACAGCGCGAUUCUGCCUGCAUCAUUCCCAUCAGCUGAACCCGAGCCAGAAUGCUCAGGAAGUCCACUCAAUCUUAGUGAUAAGGACAUGGACCGAGUUGAGUACUUUCAGUUGUCAUUUGUACAGGCAUUGAUCCAUGGCACAGCUUCACUCUUUACUCGUCUUAUCGCAAACCAAGACGUACAGCACGUCUUUAUGCUCACACCUCAAGAGCAAAAGAUUGUCGAGUGUAUCACGUCAUGUUACGUCUUGGGUCGCAGCGGCACGGGAAAAACCACGACGAUGCUGUUCAAAAUUCUCGGUAUUCAGCGAGCUUGGGAGAUGAGUGCAGUCGACAUGCCGAAGCCACGCCAAAUCUUCGUCACCAAAUCCAGAGUGCUCGCUACGAAAGUGGAAGAGUAUUUCACGAAGCUUCUCGAAUCUCUGGCAUUGGCAGGCUAUACCCUGGAGGAACUUGCAAAAAUGAAGGCACGAAGUGUCCAGGAGGGCCUUGUUGAUCUCGACGACCUGCCCGAAUCACAGAUGAAUGUACCGAUGAGAUACAGCGGACUUGAGGAUAAGCACUUUCCUCUUUUUCUAACUUUCGAUCGAUUGGCGAAAAUGAUCGCGGCAGAUAUCUUGGACAAGACAGAUAGCGCAGGAGCUUUCUUCAAUGUUGACAAUGCUGACGCGCAUGACUGUUUCGUCACCUAUGACGUAUUCGCAAAUCAAUACUGGCCUCAUUUUCCACAGAAUCUCAGCAAGAACCUUAAUUCGUGGUUGGUUUUUAGCGAAUUCAUGGGGAUCAUCAAAGGCUCCGAACACGCACUAACCUGUCCUGAAGGAAUUCUCGAUCGCCCAGCCUACCUCCUUCUUUCUCAUCGUUCUAACCCAAAUUUUGCGAAUCAGAGGGAAAUUCUGUACGACAUGUUCGAGUAUUAUACGAAAAUGAAGAGGCAACGACGUCAUCAUGAUGUUGCAGACCGCACGCAUGCGAUACUCAAGGUCUUCCGGAGCAAGAAGUUCCCUGGUCAACAGAUCGAUUAUCUGUAUGUCGACGAAGCACAAGACAACCUUCUGAUCGACGCACUCUUUUUGAGGCAAUUAUGCAAGAAUCCAGAUGGUUUGUUCUGGGCUGGGGACACCGCACAGACAAUCUCUGCAGGGAGUUCCUUCAGGUUUAAUGAUCUGAAAGCGUUUCUCUAUCGUGUUGAGCAGCAAAAUAUUUCGGUCAAUUCCGCUGGAGCAGGUCUUCGUCAGCCUGCGAUGUUUCAAUUGGCGAUCAACUACAGAUCGCACGGUGGAAUCGUCAACUGCGCAAGUUCUGUGAUCGAACUCAUCACAAAGUUCUGGCCCAACACAAUCGAUAAUCUUCAGCCAGAAAAGGGGGUGGUUGACGGGCUGAAGCCUGUCUUUUUCACUGGUUGGGAUAAAGACACCGUUCGUUAUGAACAGUUCUUGUUUGGGGAGAGCGGUAGCCACAUUGAGUUCGGAGCCGGGCAAUGCAUUCUCGUGCGUGACGAUGCGGCGCGUCAGAAGUUACGAGACCAAGUUGGUCAAAUUGGACUAAUUAUGACGCUUUAUGAGAGCAAAGGCCUGGAAUUCAAUGAUGUGCUGCUAUACAACUUUUUCGAGGAUUCUGCUGUAGAUCUGUUGCGAUGGCGCAUAGUUCUCAGUGGGGUAGACGGUCAAGGAUAUGCACCGAACUUUGACGAGGCGCGACACGCUGGGGUUUGUAGCGAGCUCAAACUUCUUUAUGUGGGAAUCACUCGAGCAAGGAAGAACAUAUGGAUCAUUGACAAAUCUGAUAGAUCAGAGCCUAUGCGUAAAUUUUGGACGUCUCGCGACCAGAUCAAGAAUUGUACCCCCGGCACCGAUGUCCCUCAUCUAGCCGUCUCCUCGACUCCAGAAGAAUGGGCAUCCUUCGGGCGUUCACUAUUCUCGCACAAGCGCUACUCGCAGGCUGUUCACUGCUUCGAACGUGCUAACCUUCGUCAUGAGGUGAAGGUUUGUGAAGCAUAUCAACUGCGAGAUGUCGCACGUUCUAGUGUCGGAGUGGCCUCACUCAGCGACCAAAAAAGAGCUUUUAACGUGGCUGCCGAUGCCUUUACUGAUUGUGGGGCGACCGCGACAGGAAAUCAGAAGCUCCAAUAUUAUCGUAACUCGGCGGAUUGCUACGUUCGAGCAGGAGAUGAUCUUAAAGCUGCUAAGGCCUAUCUCAAUGCUCAAGAGUUCGAGCAAGCAGCGAAGAGAUAUCGCAAGGCUGGACGGUUUGACAAGACCCUCCAUGUUCUUGAUGACUAUGGUACGGAUAUACCUGAAGAGACCAAGACGGAGUUACGGACUGUGUGCAGACUAUUUUACUGCAGCAGGAACAACGCUCAGGUUCCCUUGUCCCUCUUCUCGACAUUUGAAGAGCAACUCGAAUUUCUGGAGGACUAUGAUCUCGAUUAUGCUCGUGCCUCACUGCUUGAAUCUCACUCGAUGUACUAUAAGGCCGCAGAGCUUCACUUGUCAGAGAACAGGCCCUUGGAAGCUGUUCGGGCAUUCAUCAAGGACGACAGCGAGGACGAUUCUACUAGCCGUGCGGCCGAUGCUAUAUUGGAAUACUUCUGGCGCCAAUGCUCCUUUAGAAUCACUGCAAAAUCCCUAGAGACGAACAAACUAAAGCUGGCCACGCGUGAUCUAGUACGUAUUAGCAGUCUCAAAGUAACUGCUGGACUGAUCGACAUCCAGAUAUCGAUGUUUCAAACCAUCUUGCGCGGAAAUCAUGAGCCGUUGAGAAAUCUUGCGCUUAACUUCGAUAAACAGGAUAACAAGCCAGCAGCUCUUCUUUGCCUGGACCAUAUAUUCUCUCGAACCACAGAUAUUCGAGCUUUCACGGUCGAUGAAAUGCAACGGUUCCUUCAACAAUUUCACGCCUAUGCGCGAUUGCUCUAUCUUAUUUUGACCUUCCCUGACCCUAUGGAGCAUAGCGGUAUUCAGAGACUAUUCUCCAUCGUGCGGUUGUCCGGUGAUGAGUUUCUCAUACCAGAUGGAACGUUCCUCCACAACAACUUAAUGGAAGACCGCCAGGGGAUCACUUGGGUAUCGGAACAUUCAUCCGGGUACACAGCUUCUCGUAGAGUCGUCACCCAGCUGCUACAACAAUCCAUUCGAACGAUCUUGAAAGACAAAAUAUCGGAGAUCGAUGAUAUGUGCUGCAAAUCUCCCGUCUUCUCGCAAUGCCUGCAAUUCUUGAUAUCCGUAUGUCGAAGAGAUAACUGUCCCCAAGAGCAUGUUGCAGCAUCGAAAUUGGAUCGCCAGUAUUACAACAAGCGUGUUGCCAUCCACAUCUGGCAGAUCCUGAUCUUGCAAUUCAUGUAUUCCGCUCACCCAUACAUUGAGCGACGCAAAACCAUGAGGCACUGGCUCAAGCAUCUUUACGAGGCUAUCAAUCCACCCUUCUUCGUUCAAGGUUCCCCCGCGGACCUUGACAUAAACCUGAUGCCUCUUCGUCUAGAGGGCAUGAAAGUGGUGAAGCUCUGGAUCCGCGAAUCCUUCUACUCGCUCGACCCAUUUCAUACCCAGGCCGGAUUUUUGACGGCGUUGAUGGGAAUAACCAGUCUAAGUUUUGCUUUUGACAGGAACGACGCACAUGUCUACAUCUCUCGAUCAAAGUGUGCGAUCUCCGGACCCUUAGAACUCUUUCGCAAGGAGGACAAUCGCUAUAUGGUUCGUGACCUGCUUAAUUCUUACCAAGGAGCUAUCUACAGUAGCAUCUCAUCGGGGAUUCUGUAUCUUCUGCAUGUUCUCGACAAUCGUGUGUGUGUCAACCUCUCGGUGUUGUGCGACUGUAUCGAGGACGUCUGCGGCGCUUUUGUAAUCAAGUACCGAAUGGACCCCGGCUUUAACAGGUUUCCCCUUCAUAACGCUGUCCUUCCAUGUAGCUGGCUACUGUUUCCCCACAAAUUCACCACGGAGAAAGAAACUAAGCUGUUUUUGAUGGGCAAGCUUCUGGAUGAAAUAGCGAGGCUGGUCGAAGCAUUGCGCGUAGAAGCCGGCAUGGGGUUCUCUGCCUUAGUACGUUUAUUGUCUCUUUUCAAAAACCCAUUCGCUGCUAAGUUGUAUUCAUUAGUUGCUCAUAACAUCAGGAAACCCUCCAUCGGAGUCAAAAUAUACAACAUCAUUUUUUCUCUGCACAAAAACAACCCUCCUUCGAAUUGGCGUUUAGCGAACUAUCGGAACCUUGUGGACGAUGUGGUCAGGUACAUGACACCCUUGCCAGGACGGCCGCCACUCUCAGACGCUUACCUGCGAGCUCUCCUGGCUUUCGACGAUAAUACAGGAGUGGGAAACCUGGUGCAUCUCGUCCACAAAAUGGACCAGCAUACCCGAGUCUAUACUAGUAUAGGUCGACGGCUCGUAUACGAGAAGACCAUGGAGAUCCCUCAUCUCCUUUCAUCGUACGCAGUGAUCGCACAGUCUACCCUGAGAGUAGAGGCCCCUGCCUUCGUACCUGGCGUAGGUCAUUGCAAGGAUCAACCAGAGGUCAUGCAGCAUGAUGAGAAAGAGAUAACGGAACCACAACCUCAAGAUUUCGAAGAAGAAGAACUUGAAGGGGAAGAGGAUGUCACGGCGAAUGCUAAUACCGAGACCCGUGAUGCGUCGGAGACUUUGGAUGAGGCGGCGACGUUGCUCGCACCUGAUCUUGACGAGUCGCUACGCACCAACGGACCAUCGGUGGAGGAGGAAGAGGCGGGUUGCAAAAUUCAGAAAGCAUACCGUCGUUACGUCAGACGCCGCUCGAGUCGUGCAGUUAACGCCGAAAUUGAUGCGAUGUUCAUGACAUGCCUGAAGGAGACGCAGUCCUCUGAAUGGCAUUCGGGUUAUUAUACCUUCCUUUUCCUUGGACCAUUGCCUCACCUCCUGGUGUGCUUGGAACGAGGCAUUGCUCUGACUCGCGCAGCCAAAGCGAAGACAAAAGGCCUUCUCAACAAGGAGUCUCAUGAAAAGCUUGAGGAGUUGGGCAAGCAGAGAAGCGAACUAGCAGCGCUCCUCAGGAAGGGAUUGAAAUUACGCAAACAACUGGAACCUUCCUCACCCGCUCAUCGUGACCGUGGCAUCGACGCACUGAAAUCUGGUGUUUUAGAGGUUGAUGAAUUCAUGCAGGGGGUUCCCGGCAACAUGAAAGAUAUGCAAUCCGACUUUCAAAUGGCCUAUAAGGGCAUUGUCGCGAAGAGGGUCCCCCCAGGAAAGGAGAAAGAAAGACCUGCUCUCAAUGUCGAGGAUAUGAACGAGUGUUGAUUUCAUUUAGGUUGUGGAGAGUCGAGACUGCCAUUUCGUCGGUAUAUCAUAUAUCAUAUUAUACAGUGCGUGUUUCCGUAAAUCGAUGCCUGUGUGCGCGAG